UUUUUACAGUAUAUGUGAUUUUGAUCUUACGAAGAGAAAUGAUGUCAUGCAUGUGUCAAAAAGGAAGGUCUUAACUAAAGCACCUCACAUCUUCUGCAUAUCAGCUUAGACACUGUUUGAGGACACACUAACCAGGUGCUCCAUUCUGAUGUAAAGAUGGUGGUUUUCGCGAGCUGUUUAUUUGCAUUCGUUCUCUGCCUAAGAGCAUCAUCUGCUGGUGUUGACUCUUGGAAUGCCGAAAUACCAAAAUCAGUGGUGGGUCUGUCUGGAUCAUGUGUGGUGAUCCCUUGUAAGUUUAACUACCCAUCAAAUGGAAAGAUACACGACGAAAUUACAGGAAUCUGGUACACAGAUAAAUAUGGCAUAAUCUACCACAAUGAGACUUCCGAAAUCAUCAGCAAAUUCAAGGAUCGCACAACUCUUCUUGGUGAUCUACAUCACAAAAACUGCACUUUGCAAAUCAACUCUUUACGUCGCAGCGAUGGUGGAUCGUACAUGUUUCGCAUCGAGAUCAAAGAUUUAGACAAGUUCACAUUCUUGAAGAAUAAAGUUUCUAUUACAGUAAAAGAUUCACCUGAACAACCCACCAUCUCAGUGAAGGAGGAAGUGAUGUCACAAAGACUGAUGACCGCUAACUGUAUCGUGUCACAUUCCUGCCCGUCUGACCCGCCCCAGCUCACCUGGAGCCAUGAAGGGAUGCUCAAGAGUCACCCUCAGCCAAAAAAACACGGUCAAUGGAGAUUAACAUCAUCUCUGACAUUCACACCCUCCAGAGAAGAUCAUAAUAAACCUCUCAACUGCUCUGCAGAGUUCAGUGGUGGGAGAAAAGGGACCAGCAGCAAAACACUCAAAGUUAAAUAUCCUCCUGAGAUUAAAAACGAGUCUUCCUGCAAAUCAGAGCCUCUUACAGUCUGUGUUUGUAUCGUGGACUCCAACCCACCCAGUGAAGUCAAGUGGCUUGGUCCUUUAACAGCUUUCGCCAGCUCUAGUGUUGAACAAAAUGGUUUUCUUACCAUCUUUACCCUUCAGGGGUGGCUGGGUUUCCCUGACGCUGUCCAUUGCUCUGCCAAUAACAGCGAGGGAAACUCUGUCAUAACAAUCCAAGUGCCUCAUAAUGGUAUGAUCAUAUAUAUUGCGGUUGCCACAGCUGCUGCUUUAGUUACUUUAGUGGUCAUUUCAGUUUGUGUAGCCAAAAGACACUGUAGGCGCAGAGCUCUGGAACAGCAUUUAAUGGAUUUGAAAGCUGACCCAAAUGAAAUGAAGACAACCCCAAAGUCUGGCUUAGAAGGCAAAGAAGAGAAAAGCAAUGGCAUUUACACAAACAACCAAGACAACGUUGAUUAUGAGAACUGGGAGUGUGAUUAGAGAGACCUGCCAUGUGGACAAGAUGAAGAUGAAGCAAUCUAUGCUAACACAUAGAAAUAAAUAAACACUUGUUAACGUAAGAUAAGAUGCUUUUUGGAAUAUUCUCAUCAUGCAAGAAAAACAUGAAUCAUUAUGAGGUUUAGUAUAAUUUAUGAAAAUAAUGCGAGCUUGAAUCCACCCUGUAUUUAAAUGGCACAUACCAAAUACUAGAGAUGUUCAGUCAAAUUUCAAUAUUUUGUUGCUGAUAUGUUUAUGUAAUUAAUGAAUAAACUAUUGAUUUGUGUGAACAACCAGGCUUUAUACUGACUCCUGGUGGUCGUUGGAGGAACUUUUGAUGAUUUUAUGUUAAGUUUUUUCUUUUUCUUUUUUUUUUAUAUAAGUCUUAAGUGACACAGUUUGUGACAACGAAAAAAAUAUUUAU
Molecule: messenger RNA, 1786 nt
Organism: Paramisgurnus dabryanus
Lineage: Eukaryota; Metazoa; Chordata; Actinopteri; Cypriniformes; Cobitidae
Product: myelin-associated glycoprotein-like
Biological process (GO): cell adhesion
Cellular component (GO): plasma membrane
Molecular function (GO): sialic acid binding
Source: RefSeq, a predicted model, not a curated record